Molecule: messenger RNA, 7782 nt
Organism: Psammomys obesus (fat sand rat)
Lineage: Eukaryota; Metazoa; Chordata; Mammalia; Rodentia; Muridae
Gene: Tnrc6c
Product: trinucleotide repeat containing adaptor 6C
Exons: 22
Coding region: 786-6587 (1933 amino acids)
Biological process (GO): miRNA-mediated post-transcriptional gene silencing; positive regulation of nuclear-transcribed mRNA poly(A) tail shortening
Cellular component (GO): P-body; nucleoplasm
Molecular function (GO): protein binding; RNA binding
Source: RefSeq, a predicted model, not a curated record
GCUAAAUGAUGUCAUUUUGGUUCAAUAUUCCAAUAACUGAAGUUUACAGUGUUGUUCCACCCAGACCCUGGGCUCCUCGUGGAUUUAGGAAUCUACCUAGUACAUGCUGUGUAUCUGCAGGAUGCUAUUUGGGCUUCUUCCUGGAUCAUGUGAUAAUAUCUGUACUUUUGAGAGACACAAAAGAUGCAGGUUCUCAGCAGUCAAGAAUUAAACUGAAGUCAAUAAAAUGCUGAACAGAAAAGGCAGAAGUCUCUGUGUGAGCCACGUCUGCCCUCAGAUCUUUCUAGGGGAUGUGGAUUUUCAGGAUGGGAGAUACACAACACAACAGACGUUUGAAGACGCCUUCGGAGAGUAAGUGAAAUCUGACGACUCGAGGGCUUAAAAUAUAGAGCAGAAAGAAGAAAGGAGUGUACGGAGCUCAUGGGACCCUGAAGGGAAACGAGAGCAGGGAGUCUGUUGUGUCCCUUUCAUCCACAAACAUUUCAAAGCAUGACGCUGGCGGCAGCAAAACUGCGUCGUGAAGGUACCAGAGCGCCGUGUCUUCUCCAGCCGGGGAGUCAGACAGGGAAUGGCCUCUCACAGCACCGACAACUUUCAGAAUCAUCGCCGAUCUUCCAGAGCAGGAGAGUUGGGGGUGGGGAAAGGAGAGGAACUAGGCUCCUUCCACGACCUUCCAUGAAAAUGGAAAACACGAGCCUUCAAAAUUUUCCCGUGUCUUGAACCGAAACUUGAAGGGGACUGUUUGGAGCGCACACGGCGCCGGACCUUACCCAGCAGGGAUUACUAUGCACACCGAGGAGGAGCCAAGGAAUGGAGGACCACCGCGGGCUACCGAGAGCCAGGAAGGAGACGCGGGGGUAAAGGAACAGGAAACACAAGAAGAGGAACGUUUGAUGGAAGAAAAGAAAAAGAAAAAGCAGGAAGACAAGAAAAAGAAGGAAGGUGCUCAGAAAAAGGCUGCUGAUCAAAAAACCAAAGUGCCAGAACUUACUAAGACCUGUUCAAGCCAGCCUCAACCUGCCGGUACCAGUACCAGUACUUCCACCAGCACUAUCUCUAGCAGCAGCAAUGGCAAACGUGCAUCUGCUUGUGGCCAGCAGCCAGCUGCGUCCCGUUACCUGCCUCGGGAGGUGCCUCCACGAUUUCGCCAGCAAGAACAGAAGCAGCUGUUAAAGAGAGGCCAGCCAUUGCCCACAGGGACGCUGGCCAGUGUAAGCCCAGCACAGGCUGCUGGACCUACAGGGGCCAGCCCUCCUCCCCUCCCUGGAGCUGGGGCACAGCAACAUCCCAGCAAACUCCAACCAGAUCUUAGUCACAGUGGAUUGGCAGAUCAUUAUGAAAAUUCCCACUGGGGACAGCAGCCUUCUUACAGAAGUGACGCUAACUGCAGCUGGGAUAAAGUGAUAAUAGACAGGACUGAUCAGGAGGUGUGGCCGUCCAUCCCAGUAACAGAGACUGAAUCUGCCUCAGAAUGUCCUACAGACACUGACUCUGCCUCCAACUGUGGCUCAGAGAACAGUAGCAUGGCUACAGGGAGCGCCCAAGGCAGCUUCACAGGACAUCCCACGAAGACAAAUGGCAAUAAUGGCACCAAUGGCGCGCUCGUCCAAAGUCCUUCUAAUCAGAGUGCCCUUGGGGCAGGUGGAACCAAUGGGAACGGAGGCAUGGCCAGAGUGUGGGGUGUAGGCUCCAGCUCUGGCCUGGCUCACUGCUCUGUUGGUGGUGGAGAUGGAAAAAUGGACAACAUGAUUGGAGAUGGGAGAAGUCAAAAUUGUUGGGGUGCUUCCAACUCCAAUUCGGGCAUUAAUCUCAACCUUAAUCCUAAUGCCAACCCAGCUGCCUGGCCUGUACUUGGGCAUGAAGGAACUGUGGCAACAGGCAACCCUUCCAGUAUUUGCAGUCCAGUCAGUGCCAUAGGUCAGAAUAUGGGUAGCCAGAAUGGGAACCCAGUGGGCACCCUAGGUGCCUGGGGAAACUUGCUGCCCCAAGAGAGCACAGAAGCACAGACAGCCGCUUCUCAGAAUGUGUCUUUCAGCGUACAACCUCAGAACCUUAACACUGAUGGACCAAGUAACACUAACCCCAUGAACUCUUCACCAAACCCUAUCAAUGCAAUGCAGACUAAUGGACUGCCAAACUGGGGCAUGGCUGUUGGUAUGGGGGCCAUCAUCCCGCCCCACCUACAAGGCCUUCCUGGUGCUAACGGAUCAUCAGUCUCUCAAAGCAGUGGGAGUGGUGGGGAAGGAAUGGGCAGUUCUGUUUGGGGACUGUCCCCUGGGAACCCUGCCACAGGAAAUAACCAUUCUGGGUUCAGUCAGGGGAGUGGAGACACUGUGAACUCAGCAUUAAGUGCUAAACAGAAUGGAUCCAGCAGUGCUGUGCAAAAGGAAGGGAGUGGAGGGAGUGCCUGGGACUCAGGGCCUCCCACAGGUCCUGGCAUCCUUGCCUGGGGAAGGGGCAGUGGCAACAGUGGCAUUGGCAACAUCCAUUCAGGAGCGUGGGGCCACCCCAGCCGAAGUUCUUCGAAUGGUGUGAAUGGGGAGUGGGGGAAACCUCCAAACCAGCAUUCCAGUAGUGACAUCAAUGGGAAAGGGUCAACAGGGUGGGACAGUCCCAGUGCUGCCAGCCAGACACCUGCUUUGCAGCCUGGCAGUGAACACAUGAACUCAUGGGCCAAAGCCGCAUCUUCUGGAACUUCAGCAAGUGAAGGAAGCAGCGAUGGGUCUGGCAAUCACAAUGAAGGAAGCACUGGGAGGGAAGGAACAGGAGAGGGCAGGAGGCGAGACAAAGGGGUUCUAGACCCAGGGCACAUCCAGUUGCCAAGGAAUGAUCUUGACCCAAGAGUUCUGUCUAAUACUGGUUGGGGACAGACUCCUGUAAAGCAAAACACUGCCUGGGAAUUUGAAGAGUCCCCUAGGUCUGAAAGGAAAAAUGACAAUGGGACAGAAGCCUGGGGUAGUGCAGCUACUCAGCCUUCAAACUCAGGGGGGAAGAGUGAUGGGUCCAUCAUGAACAGUACAAAUACCUCUUCAGUAUCGGGGUGGGUCAGCUCACCACCUGCCGCCGUGCCAGCAAACACAAGCUGGGGAGACAGCAACAACAAAGCGCCAAGUGGCCCAGGAGUUUGGGGGGACUCGAUAAGCUCUACUGCUGUUAACAAUGCUGCUGCCACCAAGAGUGGCCAUGCUUGGAGUGGGACCGUAAACCAGGAGGACAAACCACCCACGUGGGGUGAGCCUCAGAAACCCAAAUCCCAAAACUGGGGAGAUGGACAAAGAGCAAAUCCAGCCUGGAGCGCAGGAGCAGGAGAUUGGGCAGAUUCAUCAUCUGCACUUGGGCAUCUAGGGGAUGGGAAGAAAAACGGAUCUGGAUGGGAUGCUGAUGGUAAUAGGUCAGGGUCUGGUUGGAAUGAUGCCACGAGAUGUGGGACCAGUGGCUGGGGCAGUGGCACAAAUGCUAAGGUGAAUCCAGGUACAAACUGGGGAGAGUCUCUCAAGCCUGGUCCCCAGCAGAACUGGGCUCACAAGCCCCAAGAUAACAAUGUGAGUAACUGGGGCGGAGCUGCAUCUGUUAAGCAGACCGGGACAGGGUGGAUUGGGGGACCACUGCCAGUCAAGCAGAAGGACAAUGAGGCGACUGGCUGGGAGGAGCCUUCCCCACCCUCCAUCCGACGCAAAAUGGAAAUCGAUGAUGGUACCUCAGCUUGGGGGGACCCAAGCACUUACAACAAUAAAACUGUAAACAUGUGGGACAGAAACAAUCCAGUCAUCCAGAGCAGUACCACAACCCCUGCCACCCCCACGACCCCCACCUCGAGCAGCACUACACACCGGGCCGAGACGCCACCUUCACACCAGGCUGGCACUCAGCUGAAUCGGUCACCACUGCUUGGGCCAGUUUCAUCGGGCUGGGGAGAAAUGCCCAGUGUCCACACCAAGGCUGAGAACUCAUGGGGAGAGCCAUCUUCCCCUUCCACCCUGGUCGACAAUGGCACAGCAGCAUGGGGAAAGCCUCCCAAUAGUAGCAGUGGAUGGGAUCAUCCUGCUGAGCCAGUGGUGCCAUUUGGAAGAGCCAGCGCUCCUGCUGCUGCCCCAGCCCUGUGCAAACCAGCUUCCAAAUCUAUGCAAGAAGGCUGGGGCAGUGGUGGGGACGAAAUGAACCUGGGCACCAGCCAGUGGGAGGAUGAGGACGGAGACAUGUGGAAUAAUGCUGCCUCCCAAGAAAGCAGCUCCUCCUGCUCCUCCUGGGGCAAUGCCUCAAAAAAAGGACUUCAGAAGGGCAUGAAGACACCUGGCAAGCAGGAUGAGGCCUGGAUCAUGAGCCGGCUGAUCAAACAACUCACAGACAUGGGCUUCCCGAGAGAGCCAGCUGAAGAGGCCUUGAAGAGCAACAGUAUGAACCUUGACCAGGCCAUGAGUGCUCUGCUGGAAAAGAAGGUGGACAUGGACAAACGUGGACUGGGAAUGACCGACUACAAUGGAAUGGUCACCAAACCCCUCGGCUGCCGCCCACCAAUCUCCAAAGAGUCUUCCAUGGACCGCCCCACCUUCCUUGACAAGCUCACCCUUUCUUUCUCCAAUCAGGAUGGCGGCCUCGUGGAAGAGCCCACGACUUCACCGUUUUUGCCUUCCCCAAGCCUGAAGCUCCCCCUUUCCAACAGUGCACUCCCCAAUCAGGCCCUGGGUGGGAUUGCCUCAGGGCUGGGCAUGCAAAACUUGAACUCUUCUAGACAGAUCCCGAGUGGCAAUCUGGGUGUGUUUGGCAAUAGCGGAGCAGCACAAGCCAGGACCAUGCAGCAGCCGCCAGUGCAGCCUCUUAAUUCCUCCCAGCCCAGCCUCCGCGCUCAAGUGCCUCAGUUUCUAUCCCCUCAGGUUCAAGCACAGCUUUUGCAGUUUGCAGCAAAAAACAUUGGUCUCAGCCCUGCACUAUUAACCUCGCCAAUUAACCCUCAGCAUAUGACGAUGUUGAACCAGCUCUAUCAGCUGCAGCUGGCAUACCAACGUUUACAAAUCCAGCAGCAGAUGUUACAGGCCCAGCGGAAUGUUUCCGGACCCAUGAGACAACAGGAGCAGCAAGUUGCGCGCACAAUCACUAACCUGCAGCAGCAGAUCCAGCAGCACCAGCGCCAGCUGGCCCAGGCCCUGCUUGUGAAGCAGCCUCCACCUCCGCCACCCCCGCCGCACCUGUCUCUGCACCCCUCUGCAGGCAAAUCGGCCAUGGAUAGCUUCCCCCCUCAUCCCCAGGCUCCCGGCCUUCCUGACCUGCAGACCAAAGAGCAGCAGUCUUCACCCAACACCUUUGCUCCUUAUCCUCUUGCUGGAUUGAACCCAAACAUGAAUGUCAACAGCAUAGACAUGAGCAGUGGUUUGUCUGUGAAGGACCCGUCUCAGUCCCAGUCACGCCUGCCUCAGUGGACACAUCCCAACUCCAUGGGUAACUUGUCUAGUGCUGCUUCUCCCCUGGACCAGAAUCCUAGCAAGCAUGGUGCUAUCCCUGGAGGUCUAAGCAUCGGGCCUCCAGGUAAGUCCUCCAUUGAUGACUCCUAUGGCCGGUACGAGUUAAUCCAGAACAGUGAGUCACCAGCCAGUCCUCCUGUAGCUGUUCCCCAUAGCUGGUCACGUGCCAAAUCUGACAGCGAUAAAAUCUCAAAUGGCUCCAGCAUUAGCUGGCCCCCAGAAUUCCAUCCUGGAGUUCCGUGGAAAGGUCUUCAGAACAUUGAUCCCGAGAAUGACCCUGAUGUCACUCCUGGAAGUGUCCCUACUGGACCUACCAUCAACACCACCAUCCAGGAUGUCAACCGCUACCUUCUUAAGAGUGGAGGUAAACUGUCCGACAUUAAAUCAACAUGGUCCUCAGGCCCAGCCUCUCACACGCAAGCCUCUCUGUCUCAUGAGCUGUGGAAGGUACCCAGAAACACUACUGCGCCCACCAGGCCACCUCCAGGCUUAGCCAAUCCCAAGCCUUCCUCCACCUGGGGCACCAGCCCCCUUGGCUGGACCAGCUCCUACUCCUCGGGUUCUGCAUGGAGUACUGACCCCUCAGGAAGAACAAGCAGCUGGCUCGUUCUGCGCAACCUCACACCCCAGAUCGAUGGUUCUACACUGCGGACGCUGUGUUUGCAGCAUGGGCCCCUCAUCACAUUCCACCUGAAUCUGACCCAGGGCAAUGCUGUGGUCCGUUACAGCUCCAAGGAAGAAGCCGCCAAGGCCCAAAAGUCUCUGCACAUGUGUGUACUGGGAAACACCACCAUCUUGGCUGAAUUUGCUGGUGAAGAAGAAGUGAACCGGUUCCUGGCCCAAGGCCAAGCCCUCCCACCCACCUCCAGCUGGCAGUCCAGCAGCGGGGCCAGCCAGCCCAGGCUGGGCACCUCGGGGAGCACCCAUGGCCUAGUGCGCAGCGACACUGCCCACUGGAACACCCCAUGCCUGAGUGGGAAAGGCAGCAGUGAGCUGCUAUGGGGUGGGGUGCCCCAGUAUUCCAGCAGUCUCUGGGGCCCUCCCAGUGCCGACGAUGCCAGGGUGAUCGGCAGCCCCACGCCUCUCAACACUCUGCUGCCAGGGGACCUGCUCAGCGGCGAGUCCAUCUAGGGGUCACAGUCAGUGGGGAGAAGAGAGCUGACCGUGCCAGGCCUAGCUCUGAGGCUCCACCUGAUGGACAAGCUGCCCCUUCGAGUACCUCUGUCCAGUUCUGAAGAUGAACCUUGGCCUCAGCCCUUGUGAACUGUUGAAGACAGUGCGGGCUGCGUUUGGUCAGUGUCACGUGCUAAUGACAGGAUGUUCCUCAUAGCUUUUUAUUUUAUGUCGUCUUAUGUUUGUACGGUGUGUUGUCAUUUUGAGUUUUAAGUAUAAAAGCUGCUUAGAAUAGUUCUAUCAUGAAGGGCACUUUUCAGAUUGUGGGCUGGAAAGGGUUAUUUUAUGGUGGGGUGGGGGGAGACUUGAAGCCUAUUUAAAGUGAGCCUGUGAUGAUUAUGCACAUUACCAGAGGCGGCGGGCAGGCGGGACAGGCGCUGCGCUGUGCGGGCACAGAGCUGAGGGCGUGGCCAGUGCUCUCUGUCCCCCUGGAGCUGCCUAUGCACAUUACCCUUGUUUCAUUACUUUUUCAUGUCAUUUUUUUUUAUCCCAAAAAAAUAUUUUUUAAAAGUUAAAAAAAAAAAAAAAAGACAUAUCAAACAUGCAAAUACUUGAACCCAGCAGGCCAAUACCGAAAUGUGAACACUUCCACGUUGACAUCCGUGCACAGAAACAGGCUCUAGGAAAUGUCUACGUUUAUAGCCUGCGUGUGCGUGCGUGCGCGUGCGGAACUGUGUGCGCGUGCUCUUGCACAGUUGACGCUCGCUGUGUGCUUGUGUCUGAGAGCGUGUGAGGGAUUUAACUGUGGUCCCCCUUCUAUUCCGUAUAUGCUUUUUUUUUCUUCAUGUUGGUCAGAUGUUCUCAUUGUUGUUACUCGCUUCUAACUUUGCACUGAGGUGCCCCUGCCCUUCCUAUAGCUAAUCCUGAACAGCAAAGAGAAUUCACAGGACAGGGCUGGCGACAAUUCAUGUGUAAAUGUUUACUCAAGGACUCUGUUAUUGCAUUUAAAGUUACAGUGUAUAUCUCUGGAGAAAUAAUAUGUCUAUCUACCUUUAGCAGCUUUUCAUUGUGGACUAAUGCAAGAAGAUUAUUACCAGAGUAUUGCACCAUUUCCCAUCUGGAAUAUAAAGUUAAAGAGAAAAACAAAACUUGUUGAACUGUGGCCAUAGAUCCUUGUAGAGAAUGGGUGUCCCGUAAGGAGCGGGACAGGCAC